Molecule: messenger RNA, 13443 nt
Organism: Aureococcus anophagefferens
Lineage: Eukaryota; Pelagophyceae; Pelagomonadales; Pelagomonadaceae
Exons: 4
Coding region: 1-13443 (4480 amino acids)
Biological process (GO): microtubule-based movement
Cellular component (GO): dynein complex
Molecular function (GO): ATP hydrolysis activity; minus-end-directed microtubule motor activity; dynein intermediate chain binding
Source: RefSeq, a predicted model, not a curated record
AUGCGGCAGGAGGGCGAGGACCGGCCGAGCCCGCGGUCCGCGCACACGCUCGUGAUCGCGGGCGAGUUCGCGUACAUGUUCGGCGGCUGCGACAAGCGGCGCCCGCCGGGGCCGAACAACGAGCUGUACAAGCUGGACAUGAGCGACAAGUCCUUCUUCUACUGGUCGAAGGUGCCCGCGGGCGACGGCGGCGCCGCGCCCGCGCCGCGGUGGCACCACACGGCGCACAUGUACAACGACCGCACCAUGCUCGUGUUUGGCGGCUUUAGCGCGGACAAGGUGUCGCGCUAUUUCAACGACCUCUGGCUCUACGACACGAAGAGCGAGAAGUGGUCCCAGCCGCCGCCCGCGGAGACGGUGCCCGACCAGUCGGGGCUGCCGUCGCUGAAGCGGCCGUGGGCGGGCGUGCCCCAGCCGCGCGGCGCGCACGCGUCGACGCUCGUCGGGUCGGCUUUGAUGAUCUUCGGCGGCUACGGCGGGUCCGGCUUCUCGCGCCGCGACUUCGCGGACCUGCACAGCCUGGACAUGGAGACGAUGGAGUGGGAGGAGGUCGAGACGACGGGCGAACCCCCGGAGGCGCGGUCCGGCCACCAGCUGCUGUCCAUCGAGGACCGCCAGCUCUACGUGAUGGGCGGCUGGAAUUCGUCGCGCCAGUUCGACGACGUGCACGUCGUCGAUUUAGCGACCAAGGCCUGGUCGCAGCCCGCGAUGGCGUCCGGUCCGGACUACUGGGGCCCGCCGCGGUGGAACUUCACGGCCGUCGCGGUCUUCGCGGUGCCCUUCUGGAAGAUCUUCGUCUUCGGCGGCAACUCGGGCGAUCUGGUGGAGGGCAAGACGCCCACGGGCGAGUACUGCAACGACAUCAUGGUCUUGGAGUGCGGCGAGAACGUCUGGGUCCGGCCCGAGACCGUCGGCGACAUCCCCAUCCCGCGGUCCGACAGCCCCAUGGCCUACGACGACAAGAAGGGCACCAUGGUCCUGUACGGGGGCUGGCGCCACUCCUGGCACGGCGACAUGGCCGUCUGCAACGUCGCGGCCGUCGUCGGCCCGCCCUACUCCGUCGAGGACAUCUCCCCCACGAUCGGCCCCGUCACGGGGUCGACGCUCGUGGAGCUGCGGGGCAUGGGCUUCUCCACGGUCAAGGGCGAGGUCACGGUGCGCUACGCCUGCCCCAAGGGCUUCGAGGUCGGCUCCUGCGGCACGGUCAUCGACGACCAGACCAUCACGUUCGAGACGCCCAACUACGAGCACUACGGCGCCGUCGAGAUCGAGUGCCGCGUGUCCAUCGGCCCGAAGCCGUUGACGAACUCCAAGGUGAAGAUGUCCUACUUCUCCGUGACCGACGCGUCGCAGUGCCUGGCUUUUGGCCCGGGCCUCGUCAACGGCUGCAUCGCGGGCAACCCGACGACGAUCUGCAUCGUCGCCAAGGACGAGCACGGCAACAACCGGUCCUGCGGCAUGGACGAGUUCUCCAUCCGCAUCGAGCCGCCGGCGCAGCCCGACGAGCUCAAGGAUUUGGACAUCGAGGUCAAGGAGACGAAGCCGGACAAGGACCACGACUUCGACCCGCAGUUCGCGAUCGAGCCCGAGUGCACGGACGCGGAGGAAUUGAAGGUCCAGGUGGAGCUGUCCGACUCGGGCGACGGCACCUACGUGGCGGCCUUCGCGGCGCCCGUCGUCGGCACCUACACGAUCACCAUCGAGUUCAUGGGCACGUUCGACGGCAAGGCGGGCCCCGUGCGCGGGUCGCCCUUCCAGAUGACGUGCGUCGACCGCGACGAGUACAUCGAGAAGAACCCGAAGGACAUCCGGUUGAGCGAGGGCGAGACGGAGCCGUCCGACGAAUUAUUAUCUUUCAACAACUCCAUGGACGGGCCCAUCGUCACGAACGACGUGCUCAACAAGAUCAAGGAGAUCCGCGAGUUCUCGAACAAGAAGAAGCGCGGCCUCCAGAAGCUCGACCCGACGAAUUAUGAUGCGAUCGCGCCCCUCAUCGAGGGCAAGGAGCAUUUGAGAGAUAUCGAGAAGAUGUCGGAGCAGUACGCGCUCUGCAUCGACACGACGCGCGUCGCGCUCGCGCAUCUCAAGAGCCGGGGCAACCAGGUCGACCGCAUGAUGGACCAGCUCGGCAAGGCCAUCGUCGACUGGACGGAGGUCCUCGCGCUCGUGGAGCCCACGGCGACGGCGAUCACGCCGACGACGAUCCACUUCGCGAACAAGACCGUCGGCUGGAUCGAGGAGUACGAGCAGAAGAUCAAGGAUUUGGACGAGUCCUUCCGCGGGUCCAAGGUCUUCUCCAUGGAGGUGGGCCACGACGACGCGCUCAAGAUGCUCGACAAGAACGAGAAGGAGUUCGUCGAGGAGACGAAGAUCCUCGAGAAGAACGCGCACCUCUGCGCGGUCUUCGAGUUCCCGGAGAAGAUCAACAAGUCGCAGGAGAUCCUGCAGACCAUGCAGAAGACCGUCGACUUCAUGCGCGCGGCCUGGGGCGUGUCCGAGGACAUCACGUGCUUCAUCACGGACGCCAAGGCGCUGCUCUGGCGCGAGCUCGAGAUCGAGGACCUCGAGGACGGCGCGAAGGCGCAGACGAAGAAGCUCAGCGGCCUCAACAAGACCAUCCGCUGGUGCCCGCUCUACAAGGACACGUCGCGCGCCAUCAAGGACUUCAUCAACACGAUCCCGCUCAUCACCGCGCUGCGGUCCAAGGCCAUGCGGCCGCGCCACUGGGACCUGCUCCGGAAGGCGACGGGCAAGGAGUUCACGCCGCCCUACGAGGACGAGGACCUGCAGCUCGGCGGCCUCCUCUCGCUCAACCUCCACGAGUUCAACGCGGACGUCGAGGAGAUCUGCGACCAGGCGACGAAGGAGGAGAAGAUCGAGGUCAACCUCGAGAGCCUCACGGAGCGGUGGCGCCAGAUCGAGUUCCUCGCGGACAUGUACAAGGGCACGGAGGUGCCCCUGCUCAAGGUCCAGGAGGAGGACUGGGAGUCCCUGGAGAACGACCAGCUCACGGUCCAGGGCAUGAUGGCGAGCCGCUACAUCGCGCAGUUCGAGAAGGAGGUCGCGAGCUGGCAGGUCGCGCUCGUGACCAUCUCCGACGUCUACACGACGAUCAACGAGAUCCAGCGCACCUGGUCCUACCUCGAGCCCCUCUUCAUCCACUCCGACGAGGUGAAGCGCGAGCUGCCCGUCGACGCGGAGCGCUUCGCGGGCAUCGACGUCGAGAUCAAGGACGUGCUCACGUCCGCGUGGGAGGUGAAGAACAUCAAGGAGGCCUGCAACGUCGACGGCCUCCUGUCUCGCCUCGAGGGCGAGCUCGGCGGGCUGGACCUGUGUAAAAAAUCGCUGGCCGACUUCCUCGACGGCCGCCGGCGCCAGUUCCCGCGCUACUACUUCACGUCCGAGGCGGACCUGCUCGACAUCCUCUCGAACGGCUCGCAGCCGGAGAAGGUCAUGAUCCACACGUCCAAGAUCUACCUCUCCACGAAGACGCUGCGCCUCGACCCCGAGAACCGGACGGCGAGCAACCGCCCCAUGGCCGUGGGCUGGGUCGCGGACGUCGGCAAGGAGUACACGCCCUUCGAGCCCGCGGUCCCGCUCGAGGGCAAGGUCGAGAUCUACAUGCAGACCGUUUUAGACGCCAUGAAGUCGACGCUCUUCCAGAAUCUCAAGCGGUCCGUGAUCCGCUACGCGCAGAUGGAGCGCAAGCACUGGGUCAUGGCCAAGGACGAGGACGGCGCGCGCCCGGCGGACCCCGCGCAGAUCAUCUUGCUGACGCUGGCCAUCAACUACGUCCAGGAGGUCGAGGAGUCCUUCGAGAAGAUCGAGGCGGGCAACGAGGCCGCGCUGGCGGAGUACAACGUCCUCCAGAUCGACCAGCUCGGCGAUUUGGUGCGCCUCACGCAGGGCGACCUCGACGGCGAGAACCGGACGCGCAUCAUGGUUUGCAUCACCAUGGACGCCCACGGCCGCGACAUCGUCCAGAAGCUGGUGCGCGAGCGCGUCAACGUCGUGUCCGCCUUCCAGUGGCAGUCCCAGCUCAAGCACAAGUUCCGCGUGCCACCGAGCUACGCGAGCCACAUCGGCCGCGACCCGCACCUGCGCUCCGAGUCGGGCCAGCGCGCGGAGAUCGCCAUCUGCGACGCCAUCCUGCCCUACGACUACGAGUACCUGGGCAACGGGCCGCGACUCGUCAUCACGCCCCUGACGGACCGCAUCUACGUGACGGCGACGCAGGCGCUGAACCUGAAGAUGGGCUGCGCGCCCGCGGGCCCCGCGGGCACGGGCAAGACGGAGUCCACGAAGGAUUUGGCGUCGGCGUUGGCCAAGUGCUGCUACGUCUUCAACUGCUCGCCGGAGAUGGACUACAAGGGCUUGGGCAACAUCUUCAAGGGCCUGGGGUCGUCGGGCUCCUGGGGCUGCUUCGACGAGUUCAACCGGUUGAUCCCCGAGGUGCUGAGCGUGUGCACGGUCCAGUUCAAGGCCGUCUGCGACGGCAUCAAGGCCGAGGCCGCGCGCGUCACCGUCGAGGGCGACGAGGUGUCGCUCGACCCGACGUGCGGCGCGUUCAUCACGAUGAACCCGGGCUACCUCGGCCGCUCGGAGCUGCCCGAGGGGCUCAAGGCGCUGUUCCGGCCCAUGACGGUCAUGGUGCCCGACCUCGUGCUCAUCUGCGAGAACAUGCUCAUGGCCCAGGGCUUCGUCGACGCGAAGUCGCUCGCGUCCAAGUUCUACGGCCUCUACUCGCUGCUCAAGGAGCUCCUGUCGAAGCAGCUCCACUACGACUGGGGUUUACGGGCUGUAAAGUCCGUGCUCGUCAUCGCGGGGACGAUGAAGCGCGCGGACCCGCAGCUGCCGGAGGACUCGAUCCUCAUGCGCGCGCUCCGCGACUCGAACAUUCCCAAGAUCGUCAAGGAGGACCAGGUCGUCUUCUUCGGCCUUUUAGGCGACCUCUUCCCGGGCAUCAACCCGGAGCGGAAGCGCGACAUGAACCUCGAGGACGCCAUCGUCAAGGCCUGCGGCGACCUGGGCCUCGACCCGGACGACGAGUUCUGCCUCAAGACGGUGCAACUCGAGGAGCUGCUCGCGAUCCGCCACUGCGUCUUCGUCAUGGGCCCCGCGGGCGCGGGCAAGUCGCAGUGCUGGCGCACGCUCGCCCAGGCGCGCAAGAUCAUGGACCCGGAGAAGCUCACGACGAUGAUCAAGGACGUGAACCCCAAGUCCGUCAAGACCGAGGAGCUCUACGGCUUCAUCUCCAUGGCCACGCGCGAGUGGCGCGACGGCCUCCUGUCCGUGGUCAUGCGCAACCUCGGCCGCAUCGAGGACGAGCUGCCCAAGUGGAUCCUCCUCGACGGCGACCUCGACGCGAACUGGAUCGAGUCCAUGAACUCGGUCAUGGACGACAACCGCAUGCUCACGCUCGCGUCGAACGAGCGCAUCCCGCUCAAGCCCCACAUGCGCAUGAUCUUCGAGAUCCGCGACCUCAAGCACGCGACGCCGGCGACCGUGUCGCGCGCGGGCAUCCUCUACAUCUCGACGAACGAGGGCUCGCAGUGGCGGUCGCUCAUCGCCGCGUGGAUCAAGCAGCGGCCCGAGUCGGAGGAGUGCAAGGAGUGGCUCCGCGAGAUCUGCGCGGAGUACGUCGGCGAGUCGCUCGACUGGAUGAAGCUGAACAUCAAAACCGUGUUGCCCCUCGAGGACAUGAACCUCGUGCAGUCGCUCCUCUACAUGCUCGCGCUCCUCCUGAAACCGGACAACACGGGCACGCGCGAGGCGCUCGAGAUCGUCUUCAACUUCUGCCUGAUCUGGGCUUUGGGGUCGCCCCUGGGCCAGAGCGACGACGGCGUCCAGUACCGCGCGCUCCUCUCGGACUACUGGCGGGGCCAGUGGAAGAACGUCAAGUUCCCGACGCGCGGCGCGUCGAACUCCGUCUUCGACUACUAUUUGGAGCCCAAGUCGAACCAGUUCGAGCAGUGGAGCAAGAGCCCCUUCUUCUACCACAUCGACUUCGACACGGAGAAGAUGAACAUGGCCCAGAUCACCGUGCCCACGGCCGAGACGUGCUCCGUCGCGUUCUGGAUGUCCGACAUGGUCAAGAACCACCACCCCGUCAUGCUCGCGGGCCCGAGCGGCACGGGCAAGACGCAGCAGGUCAUGGGCAUGCUCAAGGACCAGAACCCGACGGACAUCCUCUCCGCGACGAUCAACUUCAACUUCUACACGACGUCGGACGUGCUCCAGAACACGAUGUGUUUACCGUUAGAGAAGAAGACGGGCACGAACUUCGGCCCGCCGGGCCAGGCCUACCUCGUCUACUUCGUCGACGACCUGAACCUGCCGGAGGUCGACUCCUACAACACGCAGAGCGCCAUCGCGCUCCUCCGGCAGCAGAUGGAGUACGGCCACAUCUACGACAUGACGAAGCUCGCGCAGAACCCGGUGAAGAACAUCUCCAAGACCCAGGUCGUCGCGUGCAUGAACCCGACGGCGGGCUCCUUCGUCAUCAACCCGCGCCUCCAGCGCUGGUUCGUGACCUUCGCCAUCGGCAUGCCGUCGCGGUCGUCGCUCAACGUCAUCUACGACACGUUCCUGAUGGGCCACCUCAAGGCCGACUUCCCCGCGGAGGUCGCGUCGCUCAAGGACAACAUCAUCAAGGCGGCGAUGAAUUUGCACAAGGAGGUCAUGGAGAAGUUCCGCAAGACGGCGACGAACUUCCACUACGAGUUCAACAUCCGCCACCUCGCGAACGUCUUCCAGGGCCUGCUCGUCGCGCAGGCGGAGCAGAUCACGACGGGCGAGAAGCUCGUCCACCUCUGGCUCCACGAGUCGGAGCGCGUCUACGGCGACCGCCUCGUGUCGCCCGAGGACCUGCGCAAGUACAACGACCUCGCCCAGGGCCAGGCGCGCAAGCUCUUCCAGCAGUUUCCCGUGGACAAGUUCUACGCGAAGGAGAACAGCGAGCCCCUCAUCUUCUGCCACUUCUGCGAGGACAUCGAGGACCCCAUCUACGACCAGAUCACGGGCAUCGACAAGAUGCUCCACACGCUCGAGGGCGCGUUGGAGCUCUACAACGAGUCGAACGCGGUCAUGGACCUGGUGUUGUUCGAGGACGCGAUGAAGCACGUCGCGCGCAUCUCGCGCAUCGUCCUCAACGAGGGCGGCCACGCGCUGCUCGUGGGCGUCGGCGGCUCGGGCAAGCAGUCGCUGUCGCGCCUCGCCGCCUUCAUCUGCCACUACACGGUCACGCAGAUCGUCAUCUCGUCGUCGUACUCGAUCACGGACCUCAAGGACGAUUUGAAGGGCAUGUACAACAAGGCGGGCCUCAAGGAGGAGGGCGUCAUGUUCCUCCUCACGGACUCGCAGAUCACGAACGAGCGGUUCCUCAUCUACAUCAACGACCUGCUCGCGUCGGGCAACAUCCCGGAUCUGUUCGCCGUCGACGAGGUCGACAACAUCGUCAACUCCGUCGCGAACCGCGUCAAGGCCGCGGGCCUCGAGCAGACGCGCGCCAACUGCUGGGACUACUUCAUCACGGAGAUCCGCCGCAACCUCCACGUCGUCCUCGCCUUCUCGCCCGUCGGCGACGACUUCCGGAACCGGUCUAGAAAGUUCCCCGCGCUCGUCAACUCGACGGUCAUCGACUGGUUCCAGCCCUGGCCCGAGGACGCGCUGCUGAGCGUCGGCCAGCGCUUCCUCGAGGAGAUCGACGUCGGCACGGCGGCGCACCGCACGGUCAUCGAGAAGUUCAUGCCCUACUCGUUCAUCGAGGUCAACAAUCUGGCGAAGCGGUUCCAGUCCGAGGAGCGGCGCCACGUCUACACGACGCCCAAGUCCUUCCUCGAGCUCCUCAAGCUCUACCAGGUGCUGCUCGAACACAAGCGCGAGGACAGCGACAAGAGCAUCACGCGCCUCAAGAGCGGCCUCAAGAAGAUGCAGGAGACGUCCGACGCGGUCACGGAGAUCGAGGCCUCCCUCAAAAUCACGCUCGAGGACGCGGAGCAGAAGAAGACCAAGGCCGAGGGCAUCUCCGAGGUCGUGUCCAAGGAGAAGGCCAUCGUCGAGGUCGAGACCGCGGGCGCGGAGCAGGAGGCGGCCAAGGUCGCGGUCGUGCAGAAGGACGUCGGCGAGAAGCAGCGGUCCACGGCGGAGGAUCUGGCCAAGGCCGAGCCCGCCGUCGAGGCCGCCAUGGCCGCCCUCGACUCCCUCGACGCCAAGUCGCUGGCCGAGUGCAAGUCCAUGAUCAAGCCGCCCGCGGGCGUCGACGACAUCUUCAUCUCGACGAUGAUCCUCCUCGCGGACAUCUACCCGGCCGUGCUCCACAACAAGAAGAAGGUCAAGGACCGCUCCUGGGACGCGGCGAAGAAGCAGUGCCUGGGCAACAUCAAGGAGUACAUCGAGUACCUCAAGAUGAUCAAGGUCAAGGUCGACGAGUCCGUGGACCUGACGACGCAGAUGAAGGAGAUCCGGCCCUAUUUGGCGUUGGAGCACUUCAAGGUCGAGAUCAUCGCGGGCAAGAACUCGGCCGCCGCGGGGUUGACGGCCUUUGUUUUGAACAUCGUCACGUACUACGACAUCGUCAUCACGGUCGAGCCGAAGCGCAUCGCGCUCGCCGAGGCGAACGCGCAGCUCGAGGCGGCCAACGCGAAGCUCAAGGCCGUCAACGAGAAGGUCGCGGACCUCCAGUCGAAGCUGGCCAUCCUCACGGACAACUUGGACGUCGCCGAGCGCGACAAGCAGGAGGCGCUCGACGCGGUGGAGAAGGGCCAGCGGAAGCUCGACCUCGCGCAGCGCCUCACGUCGGCCCUCGCGUCGGAGAACGAGCGCUGGAAGGAGAGCGUCAUCCAGAUGGAGGCGUCGAAGAACCUGCUCACGGGCGACGUGCUCCUCGCGUCGUCGUUCAUCUCCUACGCGGGGCCCUUCACGAAGUCGUUCCGCGACAUCCUGAUGCAGGAGAAGUUCUUCGCGUACCUCAUCAAGUCCUUCAACGGCGGCGCCGAGGCGCCGGCGGAGGGCGCGCCGGAGAUGCCCAUGUCGCCGACCUUCGAUCCCAUCUCCAUCCUGACGACGGACGCGGAGAUCGCCGUGUGGAAUCAAGAUUCCUUACCGGCGGACGCGGUGUCGACGGAGAACGGCUCCAUCCUGUGCAACACGUCGCGCUGGCCCCUGAUCAUCGACCCCCAGCUCCAGGGUAUUUCGUGGUUGCGGAACAAGGAGUCCGCGCCCGCGCGCAAUUUACAGAUCGUCCGCCUCGGCCAGAAGGACAUGAUGCGCAAGCUCGAGCGCGCGCUCGAGAGCGGCCACACGAUCCUGAUCGAAAAUCUCUCGGAGUCAUUGGACGCCGUGCUGUCGCCCAUCAUCCAGCGCGCGACGAUCAAGCGCGGCCGCACGCUCUACGUCAAGGUCGGCGACUCGGAGGUCGAGUUCCACCCGAACUUCCGACUGUACCUCCACACGAAGCUGUCGAACCCGCACUACCCGCCGGAGAUCCAGGCGGAGACGACGCUCAUCAACUUCACGGUGACCCAGGCGGGCCUCAGCGACCAGCUCCUGACCCUGGUGGUGCAGAAGGAGCGCGGGGACCUCGCGGAGCUCGCGGAGUCGCUCAUCAAGCAGCAGAACGGCUUCAAGAUCAAGAUGAAGGAGCUCGAGGAUUCCAUCUUGGAGAAGCUCGCCAACGCCGAGGGCGACAUCACGGAGGACGUGGACCUCAUCGAGGGCCUCGAGGAGACGAAGCGCAUCUCCAUCGACAUCAACAAGAAGUCCGCGAUCGCCAACGAGACGCAGGCGAACAUUCGGAUCACGUCCAACAAGUACAAGUCCGUCGCCGACCGGUCGUCCCAGCUCUUCUUCCUCAUGAACGACCUGGCGAAGAUCCACUCGUACUACGUCUACAGUCUCGCGGCGUUCACGAAGGUCUUCUACCGCGGCAUCGACCUGGUGACGGCGAAGAAGGCCGUCGAGGUCAACGAGGACGGCGAGGAGGUGCCCCCCGAGGAGGAGGCCGAGGUCGUGGAGCUGAACGACGAGGAGCUCGCGGCGCGGUGCGUCGUGCUCAUGAACUCGAUCACGCUCACGACGUUCAACUACAUCCGCCGGGGCCUCUUCGAGAAGGACAAGCUCACGAUCGCGACCAUGGUCACGCUGCGCAUCGCCGUCAGCGACGAGGUGCUCUCGGCCGACGACGUCGGCUACCUCUACCUCGGCAAGAUCGCGACGGACCCGGGCAACAUGGGGCCGCUCCACGAGUGGAUGCCCGAGGCCAUCUGGCCCAAGGUCAAGGCCCUCGAGGGCCUCAAGCGCUUCAACGGCCUCGGCGACAACAUGCACAGCGACUCCGACGAGUGGCUCGCGUGGUUCGACAACGCGACGCCGGAAAACGCGAAGCUGCCGGGCGACUACCAGAAGCUGCUGACGCCCUUCGACCGGUUGAUCCUCCUGCGCGCGCUGCGGCCCGACCGCGUGUCGACGGCGCUCCGCCUCUACAUCGGCGAGACCAUGGGCAACGACUACGUCUUCCAGGCGCCGUUCAACAUGCCCGCGACGUACGACGAGACGUCGUCGCAGACGCCCGUCUUCUUCGUGCUCUUCCCCGGCGUCGACCCGACGCCCUGGGUCGAGGACCUCGGCAAGGAGCUGAACAUCAGCCAGGACAACGGCCUCUUCUGCAACAUCUCCAUGGGCCAGGGCCAGGAGAAGCCCGCGGAGGCCGUCCUCGAGCGCUUCGCGAAGACGGGCGGCUGGGUCAUGCUCCAGAACUGCCACCUCAUGACGUCCUGGGUGCCCCAGCUCGAGCGCCUGCUCGAGGUCGUCCAGGAGUCGGCGCACGACGACUUCCGGUGCUUCAUCUCCGCGGAGCCCCCGGGCAUGGCGGGCAUGAAGAACAUGCCCGAGUCGCUGCUCCAGUCCUGCGUCAAGGUGUCCAACGAGGCGCCGGCGGACAUCAAGUCGAACCUGACGCGGGCCUGGGACAACUUCAACCAGGGCCGCAUCGACGCGUGCACGAAGCCCGACGACUUCAAGAGCUGCCUCUUCUCGCUGUGCUGGUUCCACGCCAUCGUCCUGGGCCGGCGCCGCUUCGGCGCCCAGGGCUGGAGCCGCAAGUACUCCUUCAACACGGGCGACCUCGUGAUCUGCUCGAACGUGCUCUCGAGCUACCUCGACGCGAACGAGGGCGUGCCCUGGGACGACCUGCGGUACAUCUUCGGCGAGAUCAUGUACGGCGGCCACAUCACGGACGCCUGGGACCGGCGGACGUGCAACACGUACCUCCUGGUGCUCAUGCUCCCGGCGCUGCGCGAGGGCCUCGAGCUGGGCCCCAAGUUCAAGUCGCCGGACCCGACGACGCUCAACUACGACGACUACCUCACGUACGUCAACGCGGAGCUGCCGGAGGAGAGCCCGCCCCAGUUCGGCCUCCACCCGAACGCGGAGAUCGGGUACCUGACGUCGUCGACGGCGGACCUCUUCGCGACGAUCAUGUCGCUCGGCGGCGGCUCCGGCGGCGGCGGCGGCGACUCGACGAGCAUCAUCAAGGCGACGAUGACGGAUUUGAAGGAGCGGUGCCCGGAGGUGCUCGAGAUGCUCACGAUCGGCCGCAAGGCCGAGCCCCUGCUCGAGGAGCCGGACAAGGGGCCCUACAUCGUCUGCGCGCUCCAGGAGUGCCGGCGCAUGAACGUGCUCAUCGGCGAGAUCGGGCGGACGCUCAUGGAGCUCGAGAAGGGUUUGGGCGGCCAGCUGAACAUGACGCAGGCCAUGGAGGACCUGUGCAGCGCCUUCCUCAUCAACCAGUGGCCGGGCCGCAACCCCUUCGCGCAGUGCACGUGGGAGAAGAACGCGUGGCCCUCGAAGAAGGGCCUCGUCACGCAGUUCGCGGACAUGCUCGCGCGCUACGCGCAGCUCGCCGCCUGGACGGAAGAGCUCGUGACGCCCAUCUCCGUCUGGCUCAGCGGCCUCUUCAACCCCAUGGCCUACCUCACGGGCGUCACGCAGGUGACGUCGCGCGCGACGGGCCAGCCGCUGGACAAGAUGACGCAGGAGACGCACGUGACGACGUACGUGACCCCCGACGCCAUCCCCCAGCCCGCCGAGUUCCCCGAGUCCGGCGCCUUCGUCCACGGCCUCUUCAUCGAGGGCGCGCGGUGGCCCGUCGGCGACGAGGUCGAGGAGGCCGAGGAGUUCGGCGGCGCGUCCGUCGGCGGCGUGCUCCUCGAGUCGCGGCUCAAGGAGCUCAUGCCCCCCAUGCCCGUGCUCUACAUCAAGGCCGUGCCCGUCCAGGUCACCUGGGAGCCCUCGGCCGUCGGCUACCUGAGGCACGUCGACGAUAUCUACGAGUGCCCCGUCUUCAUCACGACCAUGCGCGGGCCCACCUACAUCUUCCUCGCCACGCUGAAAACCGCGGAGCCCAAGUCCAAGACGGUGUGCCGCGACGCCAACGAGAGCCGGCUGCCGCGGAGCGCGCCGUGCGGCGUCGGCGCGGGCCGCGGCUUCGGCGGCGGCUCCCCCCGCGUCUGCCGGGUCGGCGACGCCGUCGAGGCCCUCUGGCCCGAGGACGAGGAGUGGUACAACGCGACGAUCGUCGCGGUGGCGCCCGACGGCCGCCUGUCGCUGGCCUACGAGGACGGCGACUUCCGCGACGACGGCCUGCCGUCGGAGGUGCGCCACCUCGCGCCCGAGGCGCCCGUCGCGCCCAUCGCGGUCGCCGGCGGCGACGACGACGACGGCCUCGGCGACAUCCUGGACGGCAUCCUCGACGCGCCGACGCCGAGCGGCGCCGUCGUGCCGCCCGCGCCGCUGGGGCCCGCGCCGGAGUCGGAGGCGCUGCGGAAGCUGUCGUCGCAGCUCGACGACGGCCUCGGCGACCUGCUGGACGGGCUCCUCGACGGCGACGGCUCGCCGCGGCCGGAGCCGCCCGCGCCCGCGCCCGAGGAGGCGGACGACGACGACGACGACUACGACGACGACUACGAGGACGCGUUCGAGGAGCCCGAGACGCCGCUCCGCGACGGCUCCUCGACGCCGCUCCGCGAGGCGCCGCCGCCCGAGGCGCCCGCGGAGCGGCCCGCCGCCGCGGCGCCCGCCGCGGCCGCGGCGCUCGACGACGACUUCGGCGACAUGCUCGACGGCAUCCUCGACGACGACGACGGCGGCGACGACGGCCGGGGAGCGGCGACGAAGCUCCAGGCGCGGAUCCGCGGCCGCCGGGGGCGCCGGACCGUGCACGAGAAGCGCCGCGAGCACAAGCAGACCCACGGCGCCGCGACGGCCCUGCAGGCGCGCAUCCGCGGCCGGAAGGGCCGCCGGACCGUGCUGGAGCAGCGCGGGGGCUUCAAGGCGCGCGCUGCGCCGCGGAGCCCGGAGAACGCGCGCGGCGCCUUGUCCUUGGCGCUGCGGUGCACGGGCACGCGCCGCUGCGGCGCGAUGGGCGACGUCGUGACCAUGAUUUGA